Molecule: messenger RNA, 330 nt
Organism: Ambispora gerdemannii
Lineage: Eukaryota; Fungi; Glomeromycota; Glomeromycetes; Archaeosporales; Ambisporaceae
Source: the annotation of a GenBank genome assembly
AGCAUUUGCACAAAAUCUCAACACGACAGCAACAACCACCUCUUCUUCUACAACAGAUUCAAAUCUCACAUGCACAGAUGAUGAAUUUGCUUUGGUCUGUCGUAUCACUACCGAUGGAUUCAAUGAAGUUUCAACAGAUAUACGAGCUGUAGAACAGGAAUUAUUGAAUCUCAAUGCUAAUGAGGAAGAAGAAGAGAUUGAUCAAAUGAUACUUGAUGAGGCUAAAGAACUGGCUACGUUUAUUAGACAGUUACAAGAAUUGGAACGGGAAAAAUUGAAAUUGACAGGCGAACAAGACUUCGAUUCAUCAAUCAAAGACACUCAGAACAG